This is a messenger RNA of Aphanomyces invadans, 939 nucleotides long. RefSeq lists its product as hypothetical. The transcript has 3 exons. Gene Ontology annotation, molecular function: protein serine/threonine phosphatase activity. NCBI's taxonomy places the organism in Eukaryota, Oomycota, Saprolegniomycetes, Saprolegniales, Verrucalvaceae. The coding region runs from base 1 to 939 and encodes 312 amino acids. Gene Ontology annotation, biological process: protein dephosphorylation. The record is from RefSeq and is a predicted model, not a curated record.
AUGCUGCAUGUCGGCGCGACCACGGACAUCGGCAACUACCGCAACGCCAACGAGGAUGUGUACGCGGUGUUCCCCAACCUGCCACGCAUCGCGUCCGACAUUGCGACGCAUCGAUCGGCCGUCGCGGUGUUUGACGGGCACUGUGGAGUUCGAGCUGCAACGUUUGCCCGGGCAAAUUUCGAAACCAAGCUGGUGACGUCGCCCGCCUAUGGCGUUGACACGUGCGGGGCGCUGGAAGCGUGUGUCCGUGCGAUUGAUAGCGAGUUUCUGGCGAUGGCGCGGAAGAAGCAUGGCAUGAUUGACGGCACGACCCUUGUUGCAGUUGUCAUCGAAACCAUGGCGGCUGAUGCCACGACCAGACUCACAACGGCGAAUGUGGGCGACUCGAGGGCCAUCAUGAUCACGAACAAGGUCCUGCAGCUAACCGUGGACCAGAAUGCCGCGCGCCCUGACGAAGCCAGUCGGGUGUACGACAGUGGCGGGUUCGUGGCAUUUCGCAAUUCCUUUCGCAUGCCGGAGACAACGCUAUCGGCGCCUCGGCGACUUCUUCGACGGUUCGCAGAUGGAUGGAACCACCGUGUGCAACGAUGGCCCUUGCGCGUGUACCCUGGUGGGCUCGCGUGUUCGAGGUCGAUCGGUGACGUGGAAUGCAAGCAGACAGGGUUAGUCAUUUGCGACCCCGAGUGCGCAUCCUACGACCUCCAUGCAGAUAAAGACGUGACGGUGGUCGUGGCGUCCGACGGUGUGUGGGAGGUCGCAUCCAACGCUCGCGUUAAGAAAUGCGUGGACGCUACCCUCCGUCGCUCGAAGCACUUGGCUCACGCAGACCAGGCACAUGCCGUCAGUGCGGCCAUCGUCUCAUUAGCCAAGCGGCAGUCGCACAGCACCGACAACAUCACGGCCGUCGUCGUGCUCGUUCGGUGGCGCGGGCUGCAAUGA